AUGGCUUUGCCGGGCUGUCACCUGGCUGUCACUACUCGGUUUCUCUUCUCAUUGUGGCGCUGUGACUGUUGGAGGCAGCAACAUCGGCGGCCGCUUUGGGCAUGCUGCGGGACGGUGCUGGCCACUAACAGCUGCACCGUGACUGCUGCUCCUUGCCGACCUAGCCGCCAGGACACGGCCGACGAGCCGAAUGCGGAAACGGCUUCGCGGAGAAUAGAGACAUUUCCCCCAUGA
Messenger RNA from Chaetomium globosum CBS 148.51, 234 nucleotides. RefSeq lists its product as uncharacterized. Bases 1 to 234 code for a protein of 77 amino acids. The transcript is spliced from 2 exons. Lineage: Eukaryota; Fungi; Ascomycota; Sordariomycetes; Sordariales; Chaetomiaceae. The record is from RefSeq and is a predicted model, not a curated record.